CGCACAAAGCCUCGGAAACAACGCCUCGGAAACUUCCUCCCAACUAGUGCGCGGCCACAGCUCCCCUACCGAACGUCGCAGCACCUAUCCGACCGGGCGACAGUGUGACAAACAGGGGCAAGAACAAGGCGAAGCAAAGCAGAAGAGGGGCCCGAAUGUGUACGACGGCGAGCAUCAGCUACGCUUCCUCACCUCCGGUUGUGUUGUUGGCGUGUUGCACCGCAUUCGGCCCGCCCGCCGUCGUACACAUUCGGGCCCCUCUUCUGCUUUGCUUCGCCUUGUUCUUGCCCCUGUUUGUCACACUGUCGCCCGGCCAUUGUUUUGCUGCACGCCGUUGCAUUACGCUAGUGCUCGUCUACACAACUCAUCCGUGGACGCCGGUCGCCUGCCUGCAGGUGCGCAUCGGCUAUGCUAUCCGCGCGGUGUGGCGUCGCAUUGAGUCUGUGUGGUGCUAUCGCCUUGGCCGGGCGCCCGGAGCGUGAGGAAUGCGCGUCAGCAAAACAUCGACACAACCUGCCAGCUACCGUCGGUACAGUAACAGCGCGCGAACGACGCACCAAUGCCUUGUCCCUUCUUGCUACGCAUUUAUGUGGGCACGGGUGGGAGCCACACACAUCGGGACUACGCUUUCCUGCCCCUUGCCAUGUUCCAUCACGAGCUUCAAUGCAGGGGCAAGUGCAGGGGCGGGACGUCAACUCUGCAACCAACAUCCGGCACGCGCUGGUGGAGAUGCUGCUUGGAAACGUGCGGCCCGCAUCACUACAGCCUGGCGGCGGUGGCGGCGGCGGCGGCGGCGGCGGCGGCGGCCCAGCAGCGGCCCAGCAGCGACACAGCGACAGCGGCACGUGUGCGCAUGUUGGUAGCGGAGGGGACGGGAACGGCCACGUGGAGGAGAGCGCAGCGUCGCCCAAAACUUGGCGCAAGCGCGCAGGCUGAGGGGCUGGCCGCCGGUGUCUAGCUAGGUAGCAGGCCACAAUGGUGUGAGCAGGGUAUGCUUGGCAGGGGGCAGCAGCAGCAUGACAAGUAGUGCGGCUUUUGUCAAUUGUGUGGUGUCCUGGCUGGCUCUGCAGUGGCGGUGUGGCUGCUGAGCACCUGGUUUGGCUAUGUGCCUGUACAGACCGACCCCGGCUAUGUCCGGGUGAUGAGGACGUUCGGCCUCAGAGAGUGGAGGGGCUCAGCCCCUUUUCCCGUG
Chlamydomonas reinhardtii is the source of this 1192-nucleotide messenger RNA. RefSeq lists its product as uncharacterized. Lineage: Eukaryota; Viridiplantae; Chlorophyta; Chlorophyceae; Chlamydomonadales; Chlamydomonadaceae. The record is from RefSeq and is a predicted model, not a curated record. The coding region runs from base 664 to 936 and encodes 90 amino acids. The transcript has a single exon.